UCUAUUCUCCUUGAAUUUAUUUGACGAUGUCGUUGUCUACAGAAGAGAGUAUUUCUUUUAGCAAUCUUAACUUAAAGGAUAAUAGCUUACCGGUAAAGAACCAUAUAAUCAAGAAGCAGGAGGAAUUAGCUCACACAGCGGUAGAAUACACAACUACAACAGGUAGCUAUAACGCGUGGGACACAGAUCUAACACCACCAGAGGCGUCUGUCUCACUGAACAAAGAUGACGUCAACAUUCAGGAUUACUACAAUGCUUUACAGUAUAGCUUAUUCGAAAACAACCUUCCCGAGACUGUGGACAGAACGAAGCAGCCGAGAACACGAAAGCGUGAUACGGAAGUCGCUAUAGUUGUACUGGCAUCACCUGUGGAAUGCCUGGCGAUACUGCUAGAAGGUGGGCGCCAAUGUCCGGGCGAUAUGCUUCUCGUGUUGUCGCCAACAUGGCUUGUAAAGGAGAAAUCUAAUAAAGGUGAAGGUCUGCAUUCGCUGUUAGUCAAGAAGGCAAUUGUUUUUUAUCGAUCAGGAACGACAUAUGUCGAUGUCUUCGAGAAACCUAGACGGUGUUCCUACUUUGUAAAUUUCUUCACAAAGGCGAUCACCGAUGGCCAAAGAAAUGACGGUGUGGAUGUUGAGCAGGACUUGGACUGUCCAAUGUCAAGUUCUGUUGAGCUGUGCAAAUAUGUGGACGAUAAACUUCUGUCUCGUAUAUGGAUGGCGGAAGCGGGAGUUAACUACCCAGAAACCCUGGCUAUUGCUUAUAAACCAUCGUAUGAAUACAACAUUCCAAAGGACGCAAAUAUGAAAGUGCUGAUCGUCGAAAAUAAACAUGGCAUGGAUAAUUACAUUGAAAAAAACGUAAGACAGUUCCUGAAUAUGGAGAGAGUCAAGUCAUUUGAUAAGAUCGUGGUAAAACCCUCGGGCACCAUAUGGCACGGCAGUAGAUGUGUGACGUUCCAUAAAGUGAAAAAUGUGGAAGAAAUUUGUAAAGCUGUGAUUGACUUAUUGACCUUAUUGGAAUUGGAAAAUACAGUUCUGGUAGAAACAUUUUAUCAACCUGUAGAAGCAGCAAAUCCAGAGUUAGCUGAUUACUCGUUCAGAUGGAGAACCAUUGUAUGCAGAAGAAUAGAUGAUACACCACUUACAACACAGAUGGUUUGUGGGAUAGGUCUGAAUCAUCAACCAAUCAAUGGCGACGACACCAUUCCUCAAACUUUUGAAACAACAAUGAAAAUGUGGAAUAUGCCUGAUGAUGAUAUGAAUCGUUUAUUCGAUAAAGUAUCCACAGGUUCAGAAAAGAUCAUGGAUCGUAUUAUUGAAUAUGAACGUGGGCUUUCCACAGAUAUCAAAGGAGGCGUUGGAGCACGAACUGAACUUAUAGGUAUAGACUACGUUCUGGGAAUGGUAGAUGGACAGUUGGAGGCAGUUGGAAUAGAAGUGAACAGUCAUGAUUGUACCAUCAAUUGUCAGUUGUUUGAAUUCUUGAACCCCCAUAGACAGGGAGAAGCAAUGAAACCACUAGUGGAGACUAUGAUAAGACGUUCUCAGCUGUUUGCCAUGCAAGACAAAUUAGUUCUUGUAGUCGGAGCUGGAGGCUUCAGCAAGAGGUUUAUAUGGGAAAGCUUUCGAUCAUUUGGCAUCAAUGUUGUUCUUGUUGAACCAGAUAGUGCAAGCUUUGGUGCAUCGAGGUGUACAAAAUUUAUUCAGUACGAUUUUCUUGACCAUAAACAAGACGAGGCUCAUGCUACAGACAUCAUUAAAAUUCUCAAAGAUGAAGGAAUAGUUGUCGAUGGGUGCGUUACAUUCUGGGAAGACUGUGGUCCAUUAGCAGCAACGAUUUGCGACAUGUUAAAAUUGAAUGGUCCAGGAAAACGUUCAGCACACGUUGCGAAAAGGAAAAGCUGGACACAAAACGUGUUACGAUCAAGAACUGGCAAUAUUCCGCACUUUCCGAGAUCUCAUCUUUAUUCCAGUAUAUGCUGUUCUAUAAAAAGUGAAUCUGACGUCGACAAGGCUUUAGAGAAGAUUAGGUUACCUGCAGUUUUAAAAUUGGAAUACGGGUCAAGUGGCGUCGGCGUAAAACCGGUUGCAGACCGUGUUGAGUGUAUUAAUAUAUGGCAACAGUUAUCAUCAAUUCUUCAGUCCGACGAAGAUCACCCUGGUGUUGGGCUCGGGCAUGGCAAUGAUAUUAUGCUUAUGGAGAGAAUAGAUGGCACAGAACACGAUAUAGAUAUCAUUAUAUUCCAGAGGCAGCUUAUUGCUGCAUUUGUCUCGGAUAAUGGACCAACCAGGAAGGGCUCUUACACUGAAACAGCAGCCUUACUGCCAACAUGCCUACCAUUGGAUAGAAAAGGACAGCUUAUCACUUCUGCUUAUCAGUGUUGUACUGAAAUUGGACUCGUUACUGGUGUUUUCAACGUUGAAAUGAAAAUGACAAAAACGGGACCAAAACUGAUUGAGAUAAAUGCUAGAAUGGGUGGUUUCUAUCUGCGUGACUGGAUCAAGACUUGCUAUGGGCACGAUCUUUUACUCUAUGCGUUCAUGGUUUCUUUGGGUAUCAGACCAGUUAUUACGAAUAUGGAACCAAAAUGCACUCUUAUGGGAAUGAUGUGUCUGUCAUCCGUACACAAACAACAAUUAAAAAAUCCAAACAGUUUGAAAUUCUUAAAUGCGUUAGUUUCAGGAAAUAUUGUUCGGUAUAACCAGAUCGAGGCUUCCUUAGACGAAUGUGGAAGUGAAAAUGAUGAGGAACCUUUUGCUAACAUUGCUGUAAUGGACAAAAAUUUGGAAACGGCAAAAGCUAAACUGAUCAAUAUCGGCAAUGCUCUUGGCUUAAAUACAAAUAACUAUGACUAUAACUUCUUACUGAGUCAUUUUAAAUAAUGACUGUUAGCGGUUAGGUGUUCUCAUCGGUUACCGCUGUCGUCAUUCAUGAAAACCAUUUAUCAUUGCUCGGCGAUUACUGCUGUUGUCAUUCAUGAAAACCAUUUAUCAUUGCUCGGCGAUUACCGCUGUCUUCAUUCAUGAAAACCAUUUAUCAUUGCUCAGCGAUUAACGCUGUCGUCAUUCAUGAAAACCAUUUAUCAUCAAGAAAAGACUGCACAUUCCAAGAAUAGCGGACCUGUAAAGUUAGGAACAUUGUACAUAGUAACAAUCUUCGUCAUUGCAUUGAAAAUCAAUUUUGUAUUUUGUUAAUUUGUUUAGUUUAAAAAAAAACUAAGUUCUGUUUAGCUAACAAAAAAAAAACAUUCAUUAUAUUGUUUUUAUUUUUAAAGAGUUAAAAAUUACUUGAUAUGUUUUUUUUGGGGUAAAGAUGAAAUGCAAUCAAAAACCUAUGGUACUGACUUGAUAUCUAUAUCUUCCAAGGUUGAUCACUACCUUUGGUAGGUCAAACAAAAUAGUGCAGUGAAGUGAUCAUUAUUUAGAUCAUAUCCAAUCAAUGUCAUGCAAUUUAUUGAUGAUAUGUUAUACUUUAAUAUUUUAGUUACAAUAUGCUGUGUAUUUUAAUUACCAUACGUGUCAAGAAAACAUUUAUUUAUUAAAAAUUACACAAGUAAUGAAUGGUGUAUGAAUCUGUUAUAAAAAUAGGUUCAACUACAAAUAUACAAUCAUGAACAAAGGAAGAUAACCCCAACUCAUAUUUUUAACUUGCUUAGAAAAAUACAAAUCAAUGUUUUAUUUAAAAAUUCACAAAAUUGCAAAACGAAAGCAAUCUUUUACCCUUCAGUGCUCACAAGCAUUUUGAUUCACUUAAGUUUAAUGGAAUGGUUUUAUGCAGUUUGAUUGGUUGACCGAUUUCCACUGUUUACAUCCAUGGAAUCCAAUUUUACAGAUGCGUUUAGACAUUAAGAAUAGCAGACUUGUUGUAUAUACUAGCUAGCACUCUUUAACAGUUAGUUAAUUGUGUGUUGAGGAUCUGAAUUUUGCAUUUUGUACUGUUUGCAUAAUAGCUUACAUAAUUUAAUAUUGUAUUUACGUCGUAUUAAAAUUUUCUUUUGUUCGUUAAACAUUGAUCAGUCAAUUGUGAGGGAGCAAUGUAAAGGAAUAAAAUAAUUUAAAGACAUAUAGAAGGCAAUUGUUUUCAAUUAACAAUUAUAGAAUUUUG
Molecule: messenger RNA, 4104 nt
Organism: Mytilus californianus (California mussel)
Lineage: Eukaryota; Metazoa; Mollusca; Bivalvia; Mytilida; Mytilidae
Product: carnosine synthase 1-like
Exons: 6
Coding region: 27-2882 (951 amino acids)
Biological process (GO): carnosine biosynthetic process
Molecular function (GO): carnosine synthase activity; metal ion binding; ATP binding
Source: RefSeq, a predicted model, not a curated record